This is a messenger RNA of Rhodofomes roseus, 2571 nucleotides long. RefSeq names its product family S53 protease-like protein. The coding region runs from base 479 to 2206 and encodes 575 amino acids. Lineage: Eukaryota; Fungi; Basidiomycota; Agaricomycetes; Polyporales; Fomitopsidaceae. Gene Ontology annotation, biological process: proteolysis. Gene Ontology annotation, molecular function: serine-type endopeptidase activity; tripeptidyl-peptidase activity. The transcript is spliced from 6 exons. The record is from RefSeq and is a predicted model, not a curated record.
UUCACAUCGGAUCAAUCUACGACACGAACUCCAGGAUGAGGUCUACACGGAGCGCGAACGAUGUGGGCCGCCUAGUCUCGAAGCUGUGGCGCCCCAGUGCAAGACUGUACUCUGUACGCUGGCAUCGUCACGGUAUGCGCUGGCAGUGCAAUUACGGCCAGCAUCGAAGAAUCCUCGUCUGGCCAGGGGACUGCCUUCUCAGUAUCCAGCAUAUCAAGUCAGGCACAACAAGCUUCCACAGAGCGCUGUCUACUGUACACGGGACGCUGAGGCUGAUCCUGGAAUGCUCCAGGGCGGCGAUAGCGUAGUACGAUUGAGCGCGGAUGGGUACGAGGCCUUACACUUCGCCGUGCCCAUGCGGGUACAUCAGUUGUUCUCAAGUUGACAGAUCGCUCUGUGCCGUAUAAAAGCUCUCGCGGACGAGGACUCUUCAGGUCCCAAAGAGCCCUCUCGCCAGGAGAUUGCAGACCAGUGGCAGAUGCGCAUCAUGCUCACCUUCAGGACCAGCUUAUGCCUCGCCUCUCUCUGCAUGUUGGCCCUAGGCAAACCCCUUUCCCGUAGCCUCCAGCUGCAAGAAUCCCGCUCGGCAGUCCCUGUAGGAUUCACGCAUGCUGGCACGGCCGACUCGGACGCGUCCACCGUGUUGAACCUUCGUCUUGGCCUCGUCAGCAGCAACGUCGACGCACUCGUCGAGAAGCUGUACGAUGUCAGCACGCCCUCUAGUCCCAACUAUGGUCAGCACCUUUCUAGGCCCGAGGCGGCAGCAUACCUUUCGCCGACUGCCGAUUCCGCCGCUGCCGUGAACGCCUGGCUGAACGACAAUGACUUGACUGCACGCACUCUCAAUAACGCAGGGGACUGGCUCGAGAUAUCCGUGCCAGUUUCGCAGGCCAACGAGCUCUUCGGCGCGGACUUCUCGGUCUUCACGCACCAGGAGACCGGCGCGCAGAGCAUCCGCACUCUCGCGUACUCCAUCCCCACCGAGCUCGCGGGCCACCUGCAGCUCGUACACCCCACCACGACGUUCACGCCGCCGUCGGCGAAGCUGCCUCUCUCGAAGCAGCGGUACACCGGCUCCUUGAAUAAGCGCCAGUCGGCGUGCAGCAGCUAUAUUGACCCGGAUUGUUUGCAGGAGAUCUACGGGAUCCCUGCGACGCCCGUGUCGAACUCAAACCCGCUAGUAGUGACGGGGUACGACAAUCAAUGGCCAAGCCCAUCGGACAUGAGUAACUUCCUCACAAACUUUCGGCCUGACAUUGAUAGUUCGACGACCUGGGCGACUUGGGGUCUGGACAAUGGCACUUGGGACCCGAGCCAGCCCGGCGACGAAGCGGAUCUCGAUGUCGAGUAUACCGUCGGCGUCGCUACAAAUGCGGACGUGUACUUCCUGUCGGUGGGCAGCGACACCGACGACGGCGUCUUCGGAUUCCUGGACACCGCCACUGCCGUGCUCGACUCAUGGAGCGAUACCUACGUUAUGACCACCUCAUACGGCUCGAACGAGGAUUCUAUCUCCACGGACGUCUUCAGCAAGCUGUGCGAUGAGUAUGCAGCGCUGGGAUCGGCUGGCAUCACUGUGUUGUUUGCCUCCGGUGAUGGGGGCGUAUCCGGCGUGCAGAGCGGAUCGUGCACGGACUUCGUGCCCACGUUCCCUGCAGGCUGUCCCUACCUAACCUCAGUCGGAGGAACGACGAGCUACAGCCCCGAGACCGCUGCCUCCCUCUCUGGAGGUGGGUUCUCCAACGUAUUCUCCACGCCGUCUUUCCAAUCUGCAGACGUUUCCGCCUACGUCUCCUCGCUCGGAGGCACCUACAGCGGGCUAUACAACCCCAACGGGCGUGGCUUCCCAGACGUCGCUGCCCAAGCUGAGAACGUCGUCAUCGCAUGGCAGGGUGGCCUCUGGACUGUCGGCGGCACGAGCUGCGCGAGCCCCAUCUUCGCGAGUGUGGUUACGCUCUUGAACGAUGAGCUCUUGAGUGCGGGAAAGAGCCGGCUUGGGUGGCUGAACCCGUGGCUAUACGCGAAUCCGGGUGCGUUAAACGAUAUCACGAGCGGUGACAACCCUGGAUGCAGCACUAAUGGUUUCUCGGCGGCGACUGGAUGGGAUCCGGUGCGUAGUACACUUCAGCGCCGCAAGACUGUGGCUGACUCGGAUCCUCGUCGAUGUAGGUCACUGGCCUUGGCUCACCUAACUUUGCUGCUUUGAGGUCUGCGGCUGGGCUGUGAGUGACAGUCCAAGGGAUAUGUUUAACCCUCGUGUUCCGUCUUUGGGGUUCUCGCGGGUUUCUGUGGGAUGUAAUCCUACUGGAGUCUCACAAUAUAACGCGUACUAACGCUGUACGAGAAUCACGGCGGAAUAGGAAUGUCAUGACUCCGAGUCAUCAUGCAUGUGCAGCGCAGGCCACAUGCCAAUGCGGAGUGUACACUGUAUAUCCUUUGAAGGAAACACAGGGUAGGUAAAUGGAACCUCAUAACGCUGUGGAUGAAAAGCGACGGAAUGAACUGGAAUCCCGGAUACCACUUCAACGCAUGCACGUUUGAACCUGCGGAUGAUGAGCCACUGGCAUCGAU